GAGCUAGGUCUCUGUCAGCUAAGCGUUAAUUAUUAUUGAUGGGGUGGUCUCCCGCUCGGAGAGUCUGACACAGUAGUAGAUAGCAUGCGGGAGUCGAUUCUCGUUAUGACUUCUUGUGCCUUCAAGAUACACAGAGCAAGCGGGUCCGGUCGAGCCUCUUUGUUUACGUGGCGGGACUCACCGGCCAGUUAGUCGCCACAGAUAUGGCGAAAUCCCGGCUCAAGAUCGACUUUCACUGCCACAUCUUACCAAGGAUCCUCCCCGAUAUGAAGGAAUACUCUGGGUAUGGCGGGGACUGGGUGCAGUUGAUACACCAAGAGGGGGAAGACAAGGCUAACAUGAUGUUGGACGGCAAGUUUUUCAGGGCAGUUGAAAAGAACUGCUGGUGUGUGGAGGAGAGAAUUCGAGAUAUGGACAGGACGGGAGUGAGUUUGCAGGUUCUCUCUACAGUACCAGUCAUGUUUGGAUACUGGGCCAGAGGGGAGGACACCCAUUACCUCUGUAGAUACAUCAACGAUGAUAUUGCCAAGUCUGUGGCCAAGUAUCCAACCAGAUUUGCUGGCCUUGGAACAUUACCCAUGCAGUCCCCAGACCUUGCUGUGCAGGAGCUGAGGCGAUGUGUGCAGGAGCUAGGUCUCCCAGGAGUAGAGAUUGGCUCUCACAUCAAUCGCUGGAACUGGGACCUUCCGCAGCCAGAGCCUGCUGAAGUAUGGGACCUUGAUGCCCCAGAGCUACAGUGUGUGUUUGCUGCAGCAGAGGAACUGGGGGCUGCAGUGUUUGUCCACCCGUGGGACAUGGACCAGAGCCCUCGCAUGAAGAAGUAUUGGAUGCCUUGGCUUGUUGGUAUGCCCAGUGAGACGGCAACCGCUGUCUGCUGCAUGACCAUGGGAGGUGUUCUGGAGAGGUUCCCUAAACUAAAAGUCUGCUUCGCUCAUGGAGGAGGGGCUUUCCCCUACACUCUGGGCAGGAUUGCUCAUGGACAUGCAGUGAGACCUGACCUUUGUGCUGUGGAGAACGCUACCAGUCCAAGGAAUUACAUUGGUCAAAUCUGGACUGAUUCACUUGUGCAUGAUGAAAAGGCUCUGAAGUACUUGCUGGAGGUUAUUGGAAAGAAGCGGGUCAUGUUAGGAAGUGACUACCCAUUUCCAUUAGGAGAGCACCAUCCUGGAAAGUUGAUUGAGUCUAUUGACGACAUGGAUGAUGAUACGAAGGAUCAACUGAUGGCAGGCAAUGCAUUGGAGUUUCUAGGUCUGGAUCCAGCCCAGUUCACUUAGCUGUCCACAAAAAUAACUCGCUACCCUCUCCAUUGGUGUGACUCCGAUGAAUACGCAAGCGCGCGUCAACAUUACGUAAUCAGAGCGCACGUGAUAUCGAUAAACAAUGGCGCAUAUCGAUCGGCUGCUCAGAUCAAUGCACUUGAAGAGACCGGGUCGCUCUUAGUCACUGUGCUACUGGGAACUAUAUACGCUAGCGACAUCACUGGAAAGGGGAAAACCCUGUGUGUUUGCCGGCGGGCCCGGGAUCGAGCUCAACCUACGCGGCCUGAAGUCUUGUCCCCCUGCAUCCGCCCCCUAGCCCAGGGACCCAACGUACAGCCGGGUGAGGAGCUCACGUUGUGGGGAACCAUUCUCCACGCCCGCACAGCGUUAGAGUCUGAAUAAGUGAGCCAAUCCUCAGUGAACGCCAGGGCCUCCCCUCCGUUGCUUUUGUAGUGCUCUAAAUAGAGAAGCUAGCGUUUGACUUGGAGAAUGUCUGAGGUAGUACAGAGAGUUGAAGAAAAAGGGAAGGAAGAGGAGGAAGAUAGUCAAACAACUACUGACUUACCAAGCCCUGGAAAUGAGGAAGUGGGAAAUACAGAGGUGGAAGGUGGGAGCAAAGUGAUAGUGGAGAAAGGGUCCAGUGAGGUUGUGCGGAGUGGAGAUGCAGUGGUGGAUUUCCCUCUCGACCAUUUGGCUCGACUCGAUGAGCAGCUAGGCCGACCCAAGUGGGUGGUCCCUGUUCGCCAUGACGAUGAUCUGGAGAGACUGCUUCGAGCGUCCAUCAAGCUCUGCAGAGAAGGUCGGGAUACAGAGGUAGAGGCAUGCCAGCGGUUUUUUAGGGAGGGACUGACUUUGUCUUUCACUCGAAUUCUCACUGACGAUGCAGUGUCUACCUGGAAACCAGACAUACAGAGGGACAUCUACAAUAACACAGUUCUGCUGGUCGAGCUGUGUGUUGCAAAACUUGACAAGGACUGGUUUGUUCUUCUGGAGCUGCUGGCUCUGGUGUUCAAUCCUCAGUCAAGGUGGCACAGCUACAAUGCCAAUGUCCCACCAGAAACAUGUGGCAAGGACCCAGAGAAGCUGUUUGCAAUGCCUCAAGAGGGCAGGCCGCACAGCCACUCCAAGAUUUUUGGCUGGCUGUUGGACAUGAUCAAUCUGUUUGGAGACUUGGGAGGCUUUCAGGUCCUUCACGACCGCAUAGUGAACGGAGAGAAUCUUACAGUGCCUCUCAUUGCUGCCUUGAUCAGACCCUUUGGCUACUGUGCUGAGUUUCUGCUGGAGUCAGUGUACCAGAAAUACCUCAUUCCCAUUGUGGACAAGGUCAUUGGUUUUCUCGAUGGACUGAGCAACGAUUCUCUCAAGAAAGAGGCAACUUCUGAGGCUAGAAGUGAAACCUUUUCCUCAAUAAUGAAGAGCCUGCGUCACUUGUGUCGCAGAAUGGAAGGCAGAGAAGACAUUGAAUCUUUUAGACUCAAAAUGAUCCUCAGGCUGCUGCAGAUUGCUUCCUUCAAUGGGAAGAUGAAUGCCCUCAAUGAGAUCAACAAGAUCAUUCCCACUGUGACCUACCACCCCAACUUUUCUCCUCCUGAUGAUGACCAGAUGCAGGCUGAGAAACUGGCCAACUGGGUGCGGGAGAACAAUGUCCUGGAGAUUGUGCUGAGAGACAAUCUACACCAGCCACAGUAUGUGGAGAAACUGGACAAGCUGGUCAGGUUCUGCAUCAAGGAGAAGGUGCUGAGUUUGCAGGACCUGGACCGGAUCUGGGCCUGUCAGGAUGGCAAGCAUGAGAUUAUUGUCAAGAACAUCCAUGACCUUCUGGUGAAGCUGGCGUGGGACUUCUCUCCUGAACAGUUGGACCACUUGUUCGGCUGUUUCCAGAGGAGUUGGGUAGGGGCCAGCAAGAAGCAGUGUGAGGAGCUGCUUGAGUUCAUCCGCCACCUGGCAGAGGAUGACAAGGAGGGAGUCAUGGCAGUCAAGGUGUUGGAUCUGCUGUGGAACUUGGCCCACAGAGAUGACUGCCCUCCCGAUACCAUGGACCAUGCUCUCAGUGCCCACAUCAAGAUCCUGGACUACUCCUGCUCUCAGGAAAGGGAGAGCCAGAAACUGCACUGGCUGCAGCGCUGUGUUGAGGAUCUGUCCAGUGAGAAGUGGGUCUUCUCUGCUCUGAAGCACAUGAAGGAAAUCUGCCUACUCUAUCUGGAGUCUCCAGUGAACUAUGUGCACAGUCACCACCGACAGAAUCAAUUCUACUACAGGAAUGAGAUCAUCUCUCACCUGGACACCAACUACCACCUCCUCUCCCACAUCUGUCAGAACCUGGAGCUCUACAUGAGGCAGGCCAGGGAUGCCAGCAAAGAGGAUGACAAUUGUGAGCCAGAAACUCUCUACGUGGACCAGAGGUUUAGUCACACACAGCAGCUGCUGGCUCGUCUAGAUUUCGUCAGGUUUGCUCUGAAAGAUGGGCAACUGUGGCUAGGCCACCAGCAGGCACUCAUGGUAUGGGAGAGUCUGGUAGAGAACCCAGCCUUUGCUUCUGACAGAGACACGUGUUUCAGAUGGUUUGCUAAGCUGGUGUCAGACGAGCCAGACAUUGAGCCUGAUACCGUGAAGAAGAUCUUUACUGAGAAGCUCCACCGAAUGCCUCCUCAGCACCUCACUGAAAAUGGAUUUAGAUGCUUUGACCGUUUCUUCCGAAUGGUGAACAUCAACGAGCGUCGUCUGUCUGCCUGGAGACGUGGUUUCAUCACAGAGAAUGUUGACCUGGUGGGACUGGACUACCUGUGGAAGGCUGUCCUGCUAGCUCCUGACUCCAUUGUCUACAAACCAAUUGAACUGCUCAAGGACGUCUAUACCAACCUCAGCAAUAAGCUUCAGCAAGAUCAGAUCCACCUGGACUUCAUUCAGACGUGCAUGCAGAGACUUCAGGUGGCCUAUGAUAACCUCCAACAGUUUCAGCCUGGCCAGAUUGAGAACGAGCCUGCUGACAUACAGUUUGGCUUUAAUACUGAAAUAACCAAGCUGGUGAGGUGUUUGUCACUGUUGAAAGAGUAUGUCAUAGAGUGUGACGAGGAGUACCAGGAUGAGAGAGGCAUUCCUGCUCAUGGAAAAGCGGCGUGGGGCCGAGCCUUUCUUCUGGUGGUGCGGUACUCCUCCCACCACCAGCAGCCAGCUGAGGACUUUGAACUGGCCUCCCACUCCAACGAGACCAUUGCAGCUGUCCGCAGACACAUCCUCCAGAGACUGAAGCUGUCCUACCAGAGUCGGCUGGAGCUCUCCGUGGGAAAUGAGGUCCUCAGAGUCACUGAUGAUCGCAGAACUGUGUCAGCAGUUCCUCUCAGAGACCGAGCAGUCCUGAAUGCCAAGCUACUAUUCAGCAAUGUCAGUGAGACUAGCAUGAACUCCUCGGACAACAGCACUGACAGCAGUGAGGGCUCUCCUCUCAACCACAUGGAGGGACCCAACAUUGAGACAGAGAAGAUGUUGCCUUCUGUGCUGAUAGCAACAGAGCAGAAGAACAUUGAUUUCUUCUUGUCUCUGUGUGACUUUGCCAUUCUCAGAGGCUUCCCUCAGCUGAGGGACUCAGUCAGGAACCUCCUCAAACUCCUGCCAACUGGUACCAGGAUGCUGGGGGAGAUGCUGGAUCACUGUCGAGACUGCUCCCAGAGAGACAGUGUGUCUGCCUUCAACUCCCUGCGAAGCUACUUUGUGGCUCCCACACCCAGCCCCAGUAGAACUCUCUAUCUGUUGGAGAUAUCACAUGCUAUGCUAAUGCCAUCAGUCGAUUUCAGAGACUCUGAGAGUGUUGAUUUCCAGGUCAACUUUGUGGUGUGUGGUGGUCUAAAACUUCUGCUGUCAUUCCUCACUGACAAGACGCUCUUGGCAGAUGCUGGCAAUGUCAUGAAACGAUCUGCAAUGAUGACAAUCAUGAAGAUGCUGAAACUGUUGCUUAUGGCGUCGGCCUAUGGCUGCAUUGUCCAUGUGGUUCAGGAUAUGAAGAACAAACAGGUUUCUGAUGAGAGACACAAGGCAGCCAUGGUCCUGCAGACUGCUCUGCAGAACAUCAUUCCAGUGAAUGAGCAGAAAUUGAGACACACUGCCUCAAUGCUGGCAAGGCAGUAUUGGGAGAAGCUGAUAUCCCCGCUACCUGAUGUGUCAGUGGUUCGGAGCAUCCAACUGUUGGCCUGGUCUGCUGCAUGCGGUGAUGUGUCCCUCUCUUCCGAGCCCACCUCUAUUCACAAUGCCUUCACCAUGCUUUCUUCCUCUCCCUCCUCUCGCGGUGUGGACACAGAGGACAUGCACCUGGCCAGGGACUCUUUGGAGGUCCUAAGUCUGAGUCUCGCCAUCUCCCCUCAUGUCCUUACCUCUCUCGAGACAUCUCAAGACUGGAAACACUUUGUCAUUGACACUCUUCUGCUCAUCAGAAACAGGCUCAUCAGGAUAACUGCUGCCGACCAACUCUUCUACAUAGUUACAAAGUGCAGUUUUAGCACCUCCAGCUUUAUCAGUUUUAUUUCUCUUCUCUUCUCUGGGGUGGAGUCGGUAGCAAAGGAUCAUGCUCCAACCUCUGGUGAAUUCUUCAGACUUCUAGCAAGGCUGCUGAACCACGCCCACCAGGCCAGCGUACAGAUUGCAGGGCUGGACAAGUUACUGGAAGAGGAGCUGAAAUGGCUACUCAAAGUCAGAGAGGACACACUUGCCAGCCCCACUCGCCAGUGCCCUGUGGAGGGACCUCUGUUGGACGGCCACCUUUCUCUGCUGGUGGAGCUCCUCACCUUCAGGAGUGUUGCCGAGAGACACCACAUUGGCAGCAAGUCUGGUGGAGAGAGACUCAUUGAGAUUGUGAUGUCUGACUUCCUGUUUCCAGCCUCCAGACUCGUGAAGGAGGCCAGGGAGAACCCUGACUCAGAGAAGCAGGAGCUGAGUGAGUAUGUUGCCCAGCCCAUCUGCUCCACCACUGAAUGUACCCAGUCUGCUUUCAAACUCCUCAACGCCCUCUGCGCUGGCUGCAGCGAGAACAUUGCUACCCUCCACCAACUCCUCUCGUCCUAUUUCUACUCUGGUCAGGACCCUCCUCUCUGUGAGUGGGAGUUCAUUCCACACAUUGGCCCCAGACCUCUCAAGGGGUUUGUGGGCCUCAAGAAUGCAGGUGCCACAUGCUACAUGAACUCUGUACUGCAGCAGGUACCACUGUAUAGAGCCAUUGUGUGUGUGGAUGAGUCCAGUCACUGUCUGUAGCUGUACACCAUUCCUCCGAUCCGCGUUGGGAUUCUGGCUGUGGAAGAAGCAGCGAAGGAGUUUGUGGUGUUGGAUGAGCAGGAGAGAGAGGGGGAGAAGAAGGAGAGGAAGCAGAGAGAGAGACUCAACAACAUUGAUGAUGUGGAGGAUGAGUCUGAGGGCCAAGCACUCCAGUCAGUCCCCAGCUCCUCCAGUGACGACCGCAAAGACACUCAGAAGAAGGUGCUCAUGCAGCUCCAGUCCAUCUUCUCCCACCUCCUGGAGGGCAGGCUGCAGUUCCAUACUCCACAGGGUUUCUGGAGAGAGUUCAGACUGUGGGGAGAUAGAGUCAACCUGCGUGAGCAACACGAUGCUUUUGAAUUCUUCAACUGCCUGGUGGACAAUCUCGAUGAGGGUCUCAAGACCUUUAGCUACAGUCCUGUGCUCUCGGAGGUUCUUGGAGGAGCAUUUGCUGACCAGAAGAUCUGCAGAGGUUGUCCCCACAGGUACUCCCGAGAGGAGUCGUUCACAGCUCUCAACAUUGACAUACGCAACCAGCAGCACUUGUUUGAGAGUCUGGAUGCCUUUGUUAAGGGAGACCUUCUCGAGGGAGCCAAUGCCUACCACUGCGAGAAGUGUGACAAGAAAGUGGACACUGUGAAGAGACUAUGCAUCAGCAGAUUGCCCAAAGUCUUGGUCAUUCAGUUGAAGAGGUUUGACUAUGACUGGGAGAGAGAGACUGCAGUCAAGUUCAAUGAUUAUUUUGAGUUUCCUCGAGAGUUGGACAUGUCUCCCUACACUGCAGCCACUCUGGCAAAGACUGAAGGGGAGGAGAUCCCCAGUCCUGAGGAGACAGAGCAGAAGAUUCCAGGAGACAAACCUGAGACCCCAGUCUCCACCCACUACCACCUCAGAGGUAUCGUUGUCCACAGCGGACAGGCCUCGGGAGGCCAUUACUACUCCUUCAUUAGAGUCAGACCUCAAGGCUCAGGCUCUCCCAAAUGGUUCAGAUUUGAUGACGGAGAAGUUGUGGAGGCAAAGAUAGACGACGAAGAGGAGUUUAAGGCCCAGUGUUUCGGAGGAGACUACACUGGAGAGGUGUAUGACCAUGUGCUCAAGAAAACACACUACCGCAGACAGAAGAGGUGGUGGAGUGCCUACCUUCUCUUCUACGACAGAGCUGACCAGUGCCCUGUCUUUGAUGGUGAUUGUUGCUCUUUCUCCCCUUCCACCUCACAUGUCUCUCUCUCUCUCUCUCACACUAACUCUCGCUCUCUCUCGUGUGCGCCGCACAGAGGCUCUCCAAAGCCCUACAGCCAUCCCUAAACCAAUGAAGUCGAUUGUACAUAAGCAGAACCUGGAGUUCCUUCACCACAAGUCUCACUAUAGCUUCCCCUACUUCCAAUUCAUGAAGAACUUUUUGAUUCUCAAUGGGAACCACAUCAAGGCUGUUCUUGAGCGAAACCCCCACAUGACGGUUGGUGUCGGCACACUUGUCCACAUGUGUGAGUGUUUUUUCUUCUCUCCCUACCUGUAGUUGGAAAUGGAGAAACUGGGUCUUCAGUGUGUUCAACUUGCAACUACGUUUCUGUUCCACUGUGGCAUACACACUAAAAAGACCCUCAGAGGACCAGCUGCUGAAUGGUACGAUGCUCUCCAGCCAUUCCUACUACUUGGCCCCACCAUCCGACUCUGGUUUGCUGAUAACGUCUUCCUCAAGAACAGAGACAGAUUUUCAGAGUAUCUUUUGGAGUGUCCUUCAGCUGAGGUGCGAAACAUGUUCUCAAAAAUGAUCACAUUCCUCUGUGUAGCCACCAACAAAGAUCCUCCCAUUGAGGUGUCUGUCACUACUAAUGCUGGAACAGAGAAAACCCGCCACCUGUUCAGUGAGAUUGCCCUCAACAGUCUACUGCAGCUGCUCAAGAAGCAAGUGGCAGAUAACUCGCGACAUCUCAACCAAUAUUUCCAGGUCUUCCUCAACUACGCCAACAGAGGAGUGGCCGAGCGCAAGCAGCUCCUCCAUCUCAGUGUGCCAUCUCUGUUCAUUGCCGUGGCCCUGGACGAGGGCCCUGGCCCUCCCCUCCGGUCUCCAUAUGCUGAUCUCUCUAAACUCUACGCUGUAGUUGGAAUACUGGUACGUAGCUGCGAUGUCACCAUGAUGCAGAAAUCAUUGUAUGAGGGCCAGGAGCCACUUCCUAAUGAAUUUGCUGAUCCUGAGCUCUCACAUCCACUUCCCAAUGACCUGCACAACUGGCUGUAUGAGAGAAUAAAUACUCAGCAAAACAUUACGUUCACUAAGAAGAUGAUAGAAGAUAACAGCACUAUGGACGAGACCAUACAGUUCCUCUGUUUUGUGUGCUGGGAGCAUUGGCAGUUCUCAAUGAUAGUUCUCAAUGAUCUGCUACUUGAGAUUGCAGCAGUACAAGUAUUUGAUAUGAGGCCAUUCCUUGACCUGCUCUCCCACUUGCUAAUGCUUCAAGACACUUGGCAAGGACACAGAAUAAGCACUGCCCUCAAAGGGUUCACCCACCAUGCUGAUGGUCUAAUCACCAUCAUUCAACAUGGCCAGACUCACUUCCACAAGAGAGCCUAUCUGUGCAUCAAGUUCCUAGUAGCCCUCUGUGGCAGGUGUCCUCUGCUGUACAAGGUUAUAUCAGAGGAUCUCUACAUCAAGACUCACUGGCAGUCAGCCAUCAGAUGGCUACACACUGAGAUGGAGAGACGACCGUAUGUGACUCCAGGAUAUAGCUACACUGGCUGGUCUCCUCCAGCACAGUCCAAUGAGGCCUCCAAUGGGUACUACUUGGAGAGGUCUAACAGUGCUAAACUUACUCUAAAGAGAGCAAAAGAGCUUUUUCCUAUGGAGGAGCCUCCUGAGGAACAUGUUGAAGAAGUAAUUCCACCAGGUGGAGACCCUGAUGCCGGCAUGCCUGCAGAAGAGGCGGAGAUACAUGGAAUAGAGAGACAUCCUGUGCCCCACACACAGCAGCCUCACUCUAACACUAGCACACAGUGUCCUCCGAGUGACUCAGUUCCCAACAAUGACCCUCCUACUACAGAGCAGCACCCACAACCAAUUCCUCCGUCUAAUGAACAGGGGACUACCACAGUUAAGCAUGGAGGUUCUUUAACAGACGGUGUUGAUAGAAUCCAUGAAGAAACUUUAGUAGGCAACAAAAAUGACACAUCACUACCUGAAUUUGUACCUGAUCCAGCUUAGCACUGCACUAAUAUUAUUAUUGUGCACCUUCAUAGACUUUCGUUAUUGUUCACUUAAAAACUGGUUGCACCAGUGACUAGUGUUUGGAGCAACGCUGGACUGGAAAUCGUCCUCUCAGU
This is a messenger RNA of Geodia barretti, 9815 nucleotides long. NCBI's taxonomy places the organism in Eukaryota, Metazoa, Porifera, Demospongiae, Tetractinellida, Geodiidae. The record is from the annotation of a GenBank genome assembly.